Molecule: messenger RNA, 1544 nt
Organism: Ceratina calcarata
Lineage: Eukaryota; Metazoa; Arthropoda; Insecta; Hymenoptera; Apidae
Gene: mRpS5
Product: mitochondrial ribosomal protein S5
Exons: 5
Coding region: 67-1383 (438 amino acids)
Biological process (GO): translation
Cellular component (GO): ribosome
Molecular function (GO): RNA binding; structural constituent of ribosome
Source: RefSeq, a predicted model, not a curated record
ACGACGACGACACGACAUCUAGUAGCUUAUCUCUAUCCAAACGGAGAGGUAUGGUAUCUGUACGUCAUGAUGGCGAGUAGAAUAUUACAUGGAUCGAAAACAAUUAUAAAUUGUUUACGAAAUAUCAACAGAACCAACAAUGCUACAACUUUAUUAACAUCACGAGUUCCAUUGGACCAGCAUAUAAAACUAGCUCAUACCAACUUUUUUAAUAGACGAUCAGCGACCAACUUGUGGAAAUCUGUUACUAGUGUCAGUAAUGCUGGGAAAAGGAGAGGCAGAGGAAAGGCUGUACCUAGAAUGAAGGAUUUGAACAGGGGAAAAAAAUUGGGCUGUGGGAAAGUACCAAUUUUAUUUCCAGGGCUCAAUGCUCCUGUUUCACAAGGAGAAUUUGUACUUAAACAAAGACGCCUUAUGCCGAAAGAGCUACCGCAGAUUGAAGUCGAUCGCCCACGGCAGAUCACAAAAAGACGGAAGAUGAAAAUUCAUCCUCUGUUAAGAGGUUGGUCCGGGGGUAUGCAAGGUGGUAGAAAGAUUGGACCUCCCGAUCCCAUCGACGGCGAGGCUUUCGAGGGAUUCGAAACGUGGAUAUUGUAUACCAAACAUGUGUCUGUUAUGUCGAGUAAUAUGGGUCGAAAGAAAUGUACCCGGUGUAUGGUCAUAACUGGGAAUGGAAAGGGAUUAGCCGGGUUCUCGUGGAACACGAGUCGUGAACUUAGAUCAGGGCUAAUCACGGCUAAGAACAGGGCUGGACAAAGAUUAAUUCACAUCGAGAGAUAUAACGAUCAUACCGUCCUUCAUGAUUUCUUCACGCAAUUUGGUAGAACGAAAAUAUUCGUAAAACAAAAGCAGAAGGGCUACGGGCUGGUAUGCCAUCGUGUACUUCGAGCGUGUUGCGAGGCGCUCGGUAUAAAAGAUAUGUACGCUAAGGUUGAAGGAUCGAUGAAUACUAAUCAUAUUGUUAAAGCUUUCUUCAUUGGUUUGUUACAACAAAAAACGCACGAACAAAUGGCGAACGAGAAACAGUUACAUCUGGUUGAAAUAAGAAAGGAAAAUAAUUACUUUCCCACGGUUCUUGCUUCACCGCCGAAAGCUCGACGCUCUGAGGAAAUUCCACCGGGCGAGGAUCUGGAUUUCAAAUUAUACAUAAUGAACGGAAGAGUUCCUCUAGCUAAAAAACCGAGGGUGCCUUUUUACACGAAAUUACCGUCGUGGUUGAUUCAUCUGCGCAAGCAAGAACGUCAGAGAGGACAGAAAGAUGUCGUAAUCAGAUCACUGGCCGAGUAUGGAAGUAUCUCGAGUUUUCUCACGGAGAAAUAUCCCGAAGCAACGGCAUACAAAAACAAGAAAAAGAAGAAACAGGACGAAGACAGCAUUGAAUAGUAAAAUUGAUGUAAGGAGAAAUCAAGGGACGCGGUAGCAUCCCGAAGACAUACAUAUACCCACAGAAUUCUUUCCACAUUCAGUUAUUGAAUUCUAGUUAAUAAAAUUGCUUAUAAUUAAAUGUAUAUUCUGUAUAUCGAUAAUAAAACUAAUUACACGAA